UAUCGGGAGAGGGCCAGAGCAGAGCAUGCUAAUUAACGAGCUGUUUGACGAUAUGGCGUCGUCAUCCUCGGAACGACGACGGCGGGCGGCGAUCGCCGCCGUAGCGGUGGCUCUAUUCCUGGCGGUCGGCGCCGCCCGAGCGCAGCUGUCGCCGGGGUUCUACUCGACGACGUGCCCCAACGUGGAGAGCAUCGUGCGGUCGGCGAUGGCGCAGGUGGUGAGCCAGGACCCGCGCAUGGGCGCCUCCAUGAUCCGCCUCUUCUUCCACGACUGCUUUGUCAAUGGUUGCGAUGCAUCCGUGCUGCUCGACGACACGCCGGCGAUGGUCGGCGAGAAGAAUUGUGCUGGAAACGCAAACUCUCUUCGCGGAUACGAAGUCAUCGAUGGUAUCAAAUCUAGCGUGGAGGCGGCGUGCCGCGCCACCGUGUCCUGCGCCGACAUUGUGGCGCUUGCCGCUCGCGACGCAGUUAGUCUGCUGGGUGGGCCGUGGUGGCAGGUGCUGCUGGGCCGGCUCGACGGCCGGACGGCGAGCAUGGAGGCGGCCAACGCCAACCUCCCGCCGGCGUCCGACAACAUCGACACCCUCGUCGCGAAGUUCGCGGCGAAGGGGCUGGACCUGCGCGACCUGACAGCGCUCUCCGGCGCGCACACCGUGGGGCUGGCCAAGUGCAGCAGCUUCCGGCAGCACGUGCACAGCGACUCCAACGUGGACCCGGCGUUCGCCAUGUUCCGGAGGCGCAUUUGCCCGGCCACCGGCGGCGACUCCAACCUCGCCGCCCUAGACACCACCAGCCCGAACCGGUUCGACGUCAGCUUCUACCGCGACCUCAUGGUCCGCCGCGCGCUGCUGCACUCCGACCAGGAGCUGUUCAACGGAGGGCCGGCCGACGACCUCGUGCGCCUCUACAGCAACAACGGCGGGGCGUUCAACCGGGACUUCUCGGCGGCCAUGGUCAAGCUCGGCAACCUCACGCCAUCGACGGGGAGCGCAGGGGAGGUCAGAUUGAAUUGCCGGAGGGCCAAUUGAGGCAGUCCCAUGGAUCGACGGACGUACAGAAUUGUUCCAUAUCUUUAUAUAAUAACUCUCUGUCAACUGAGGCGCAACCAUUGUUGUUAAUUAUUUACCUGUAGUAAAUCAAUUUACAGAUCUUUUGAUUUGGUCAAUGAAAAUUUGUUAAUUAUUUA
Molecule: messenger RNA, 1185 nt
Organism: Zingiber officinale
Lineage: Eukaryota; Viridiplantae; Streptophyta; Magnoliopsida; Zingiberales; Zingiberaceae
Product: peroxidase P7-like
Exons: 3
Coding region: 26-1027 (333 amino acids)
Biological process (GO): response to oxidative stress; hydrogen peroxide catabolic process
Molecular function (GO): heme binding; peroxidase activity
Source: RefSeq, a predicted model, not a curated record